Electrophorus electricus (electric eel) is the source of this 3963-nucleotide messenger RNA. RefSeq names its product transmembrane protein 161B (gene tmem161b). The record is from RefSeq and is a predicted model, not a curated record. Lineage: Eukaryota; Metazoa; Chordata; Actinopteri; Gymnotiformes; Gymnotidae.
GUGACCUCUACUGCAAUUGAAAACAUUCUGGAGCUGAGUGUAAAUCAAUUGGCUAAAGUGAUAUGAGUUGGAUCUUCGUAAGAAUUAAUUUCCCCGCAUUUACAAAUUACAUCAACGUAAAACAGGCAUAUGUGCACCGUGCCGCUUGAUUUCCGAUUAGGGGUGUAUAGCGUGACAGUCGGCGUUGAGCCCGUUCCCGCACUGCAACAUCAACAUGGGUGUGAUCAGUGUGCAGCUGGUCGUUACCAUGGUAAUGGCCUGCGUGAUUCAGAAAAUUAUACCUCACUACUCUUUUGCAAGAUGGCUCCUUUGCAGCGGCAGCCUGCGGUGGUACCAGCAUCCCACAGAAGAUGAGCUGAGGAGCCUGGCUGGGAAGCACCAGAAAGGAGGGAAGAACAAAAAGGAAAGGAAAAACAAUGGGCACAUAGAGAACAAGCCACUGACCAUUCCCAAGGACAUUGAUCUCCAGCUAGAAACUAAGUGCAUUGCGGAAGUGGACACUCUAGCUCUGCACUACUUCCCAGAGUUUCAGUGGCUGGUGGACUUCACAGUGGCUGCUACAGCAGUUUACCUCAUCACCGAGCUGUACUUCUGCCUGGCUGAACCCAGCGGAGAGAUGAACAUCAGUGUGGUGUGGAGUCUGUUGGUGCUGGCUUUUGUUGUUAAGAUACUUUUCUCCCUCACAGCUCACUACUUUAGGCUAGAAGAGGGUGGGGAGCGUUCUCUUUGCAUCACCUUUGCCGCCUUCUUCUUUGUUAAAGCCAUGGCCAUCCUCAUUGUCACUGAAAACUACCUGGAGUUUGGACUCGAGACAGGUUUUACUAAUUUUUCUGAAAGUGCCAUGCGGUUUCUGGAGAACCAAGGCCUAGAGUCCCAGGGCCCCAUAUCAAAACUGACCUUUAAGCUGUUUUUGGCUCUGCUCUGCUCCCUGAUUGGAGCAUUCCUCACCUUCCCUGGCCUUCGAUUGGCCCAGAUGCAUCUUGAUGCCCUCACCCUAAACACAGGCAGAGUCACACAGACCUUGCUGCAUAUCAACUUCUUGGCUCCUCUUAUAAUGGUACUGUUGUGGGUGAAGCCCAUAACCAAGGAUUAUAUAAUGAAUCCCACCCUGGGGAAAGAAAGUGUGCCUUUGAUGUCUGAGAAGACGUACGAUACACUCCGCCUGUGGGCAAUCCUACUGCUCUGCGCGCUGAGGCUGGCAAUGGUGCGUCACCACCUUCAGGCCUACCUCAACCUGGCCCAGAAGGGCGUGGAGCAGAUGAAGAAGGAGGCAGGCCGCAUCAGCACCAUGGACCUGCAGAAAAUGGUUGCUCGUGUCUUUUAUUACCUGUGUGUGAUAGCUCUUCAGUACGUGGCACCCCUGGUGAUGCUGCUGCAUACGACUCUGCUGCUAAAAACGUUGGGCGGAUAUUCUUGGGGCAUUUACCCCGACGACGGUUCACCUUGCGUUGCUAACGAGGACUCUCACGGCGAAACACCGGGGCAAGGGGAAGCACGUGUCGCACACACGACAGCCCAGCUCACUGUGGCUCUAGGUGGACUGAGGACAGUCUUCACCCCCUUGCUUUUCCGGGGUCUCCUCUCUUUCCUCGCCUGGUGGAUUGCUGCUUGCUUGUUCUCCACAUCCCUCUUUGGCCUCUUCUAUCACCAGUAUCUGAUGGCUGCAUAGCAGACAGGGUGCGAGGUGCAUCAGGGGCCGCAACGAGGGCCAGUGCUAAAGCAGAGAGGACUGCACAGUGCACAGCCCAGGAGCUCCCAUCCCCUCCUCUCACGAUCAUAUCAGAGUUCCUCUCUUAUGGGCUUCCUCCAUGGACUCCAUUUUUAAUACUCUAAUUUUCAAGGUCAAGUUCAGUUAAAUAAAACAAACAAUAAUAAUAAUCAAUAAUGUUGUAAUAUUGAUAAUGGUGGUAAUAGUUAAUGGAGAAGUGUGUCCUGGGGGCAUAUACUGAUUUCCUUUUUUCUAAACACACUGAGAGAACUUUGAAGUUCUGCAUUGCUGAAGUUUAUUGAGGUACUGUAUUUUUAAGGAUGGGUGAAUGAGUGAUGAUAGGUGAUUGGGGGGGGGGGGCACUUUUGUUUUAUUUUAUUUUUUUAAAUACGUGAUUUUAAGGUAAUUUUUACUUUUGCCUUUAAAUUAAAAAAUUGCUGUAGUGAAGUCGUCACCCCAGUGUUAUACAGUAUCAACAAGUGUUCCUACUGUUGCUGGAAGGCACCGGGCCAGUGGUUAAGGGAGGGAUGUAUAGUAAUUAAAUGUGAGGGUUAGUUGGUUGUUUAUUUGUUUGUUUGAUUGACUGAUUACUUUUGUUAGGGGGAGCAAGUGUUUAACAAGAUUUCCCGUAUGAAGAGUCAUGUGUAGCUGUGGAAGACUGAGCUAAUUUAACAGUUCGUGAGUGUGUGUUUGUUGGGUGGGUGGGUGUGUGAGAGAGCGAGAGCACGCACAAACGAGUGUUAGUAUAAAGACAUCAGUGCCUGCAGGCAGCAGCUGACCCCUGCUGCUCGCGGGCAUAAAUCUAAAAAGGGCAUUUUGAACAAGAAAGGAGUGAUCACGGAAGCGAUUUGAAGCAACGGCCUCUGCUCUUCUUUUGCCCACCCCCUUGGUUUAGCUGGUCAGACAUUACGCUUUGAAUCCAGGGUCCAGCAUGAUCAAAGAGAGCCCGCAAGUGCGCCGCACGCGUUCCCUCACCCCUAUUGAUUUGCUGUCAUGGAUCUAGUGCUUGGAUUGAUUUCUGUUUAGCUUUGCAUUAACGUGCCAAGUGUGCUCGUUACCCUUAAUCUGUUGCGAGGGUGACAUCUGCUUGUGUCCGUUCUCCCAGCUCCUGCCACGUGGCCUGCUGUGAAGUGUAAGUGUUCACUAUCACAUGUAUUCUUCAGUGUUCAAGCGAUGGAGGCGAUCAAAAAAAAAGAAAAAAGCCAGCAACAAGAAGAAAAAGAUCUGGAGUAUUCACAAUGAGGCUCUGGUCCCUGUUGAGUACCUGAGUGUAGGGGUGCAUGAAUCUGGAGUCUACAGAGUUUUAGGAAGCUGUCUGUAAAAAUGUGGGUAUUGCAUACAAGCAGCACAGAUAUGAGAUAAGCAUAUCAGUUGGAUUCACAGAUUACUUUUUUUUUACUCGAAUAUAUGUUUUUUAACUCUUAAAGGGUUGUAGUCUUAUCCUUGUUCUUUCUCCAGUCUGAGUUCUGGAGGGUGCACAAUAUGAAUGUAUCUAAUCCUGCCUGAUGUUUUCAGAUAUAGUUUUGAUAUUUUUUUUUUUUUCAUUUCAUUCAUUAUUUUCCUGAGUCAAACAAAACUGCAUUAAUGAACUUUGCCAAACUCGCAACAAUUUUGGUUGAUAUAUCUCAUGUUUUUUCUUUCCAUGUGAGGUUUAACAUGCAAAAGCUGUUUGUUGCCAUCAAUAGCAGAUCUUUCAAUCACUACUAAACAAACAGACUGCUAACAGUAAUUUAAAAUCUUCAAAUUUUUAUUUUGCAUAGCAAUUACUAAAAAGAUUCAGGCUUUAUUUCCAGUGUCUUAAGACCACCCCUGCUCCUCAACAACCAGAAAUCUCUCACUUUCCCAAGUUAAUGCCAACUCGACCAAGAGUAAAGAAAAGCUGUUGAUAUUACUAAAUAUCUCAUUUUGGAGCAUCUUAGCUAUAUAUGUCUUUAAACAUUUCUAACCCUAGUAAUGCCAAAUAAAUUAUAAUCUUUGUGUUUGGAAUCAACCUAUUUGGAUUUCUCAAAACAAAUGUGACAAAUCGUGUAAAAUUAUUAUUAUUAUUAUUAUUAUUAUUAUUAUUAUUAUUAUUAUUAUUAUUAUUUUAUUUUAUUUAAUUUUUUUAAGUAAAAAGUAACCAGAGCAUUUUUUAAAAUCCAUGGGCUGAAAUGGCCUUGUUUGUCUUAAGUGAAUUUUUAAGUACCGGUAUCCUUUUGUUUUAUUUAUUAUUUGGUUAGUUUGUGUUAAAUAAAUGAAUGUUAUGGAAAAUGGUA